This is a messenger RNA of Sesamum indicum (sesame), 2416 nucleotides long. RefSeq names its product TCP family transcription factor. Lineage: Eukaryota; Viridiplantae; Streptophyta; Magnoliopsida; Lamiales; Pedaliaceae. Gene Ontology annotation, cellular component: nucleus. Gene Ontology annotation, molecular function: sequence-specific DNA binding; DNA-binding transcription factor activity. The record is from RefSeq and is a predicted model, not a curated record.
UGGGUGUGGGUGAGAGGAGAGCAAUGAGCAAUGAAUCAUCAGCAAUUGUUUGAAGACAGCUAAACUGCACUGUUACUCAUUCCUUGUAAGAAAGAGAGACCCCACGAGUGGGGCUUCAGUUUCUGCCAACAUUUAUUCAUCUUUUUCCCCUCCAAAGGUCCCCACCCCCCACUUGGACCCCAAUCCCCUCCCAUCCCACAGCUAACACACACACACACACCGAUUCUCUCUCUCUCUCUCUCUCUCUCUCAUACACAGAGAGCACACAGUACUUUCUCUCUCCAAAGACACCAGUCAACCCACAAAGGAAGAGAGGGAAAAAGAAAGAAACCCCACCAAUUUCUUCCACUUGUUUAGUUGGCUCUAAAGACUUUGCAAAGAAACAACUUGAUCCCUAAGCUUUUCUUCUUCUCCUCUCUCUCUCUCUCUCUCUCUCUGAGUGGUCUUCAGCAUCAUCAAUUUGACAGUUGGAACAAUGUUUGAAGAGCCAAGAAAAUCUUGUUGAUCAAUUCUCUAAAGGAAAAAGCUGAAGCACUUCAAUCUUCAUCCUCCACAAGAGAUGGAAUUUAUGGAGCCACACCCCAAAAACCAAGGAGCUGCAGCCAAUAACAGUAACUCAGACCACCAUGAAGCAGCCUCCUCCCUACAGCUUGUUUCCCCCCACCACCAUCAAAGUCAACCUGAACCCGGUUCUGGGUCCGGUCCAGCCCCACCCCAUGGUCCAUUCAUGGGCUCCAUCUCCAUGCAACAAUCAAGAAACUUAGCCCACUCCUCCUCGGCUUCAUCCACCACAAACCACCCUUCUACCACCGCCACCACCACCAACAACAACAACAGCAGCAACGACAACAAUUCUGCCGCCAACAAAGCUGUCAAGAAACCCUCCAAAGACCGCCACACAAAGGUGGAUGGUCGCGGGCGGCGCAUACGGAUGCCGGCCUUAUGCGCCGCCCGUGUUUUCCAGCUGACUAGAGAAUUAGGUCACAAGUCUGAUGGUGAGACGAUAGAGUGGCUUCUGCACCAAGCUGAACCGGCUAUCAUAGCAGCCACCGGCACAGGAACUAUCCCGGCUAACUUUUCCACUCUCAACGUAUCGCUACGCAGCAGCGGCACCACCAUCUCAGCUCCACCGUCAAAAUCCGCGCCACUCUUCCUAGGCAGCGCCACCGGCAUGCUGGGGUUCCACCACCAGAUCACCUCAAACACCCAUUUCGGCCAGGACCCAGAUGAGAAUUACAUUAAAAAACGCUUCAGAGAAGAUACAAGUGGUGCAACAUCCCCUAAAUCUGGAAGAACCAGUACUGUUCAGGACCAAGAAACGGGAUCAGACCCUAAAUCCGGUUCUUCUCAGCCUUCAAAUUUCAUCCCGGCUCCCGCCAUGUGGGCUGUGGCUCCUGCAGCUGCCAACGUUGGGAACGCCUUCUGGAUGCUUCCGGUGACAGGAAGCGCGGCCACGGCGACAGCGGGGCAGCCAGAGUGGCAGUACAAGGCACCUUCAAUGCAGAGAAUUGGUGGGUUCGAGUUCCCUGGAGCCGGCAGGUUUAGCCCUGUUCAACUAGGGUCGGGUCAACUAGGGUCAAUGGUGUUACAGCAGCCACAGCCGCCCUCAGCUCAGCAGCUGGGCUUAGGUGUUACAGAAACUAAUAUGGGAAUGUUGGCUUCCAUGAAUGCAUAUAAUAGUAGUAAUAGCAGAAUUGAUUUGGGCAUGAAUUUGGAGCACCAUCACCACCACCACCACCACCAACACCAUCAGCACCACCAAAAUCAGCCGCAACAAAGCGACAGCGGCGAUGAAAAUCCAAAAGACUCGCAAUAACUCCGCAUCGAUGAAUUUCAUCCCAUUAAAUAUCUUUGCAUUUCCCACAACCUUUGAAUAUUUUCUUGAAUUUUCUCAGUCAAUGAUUGUAGUUUUCAAGGCUUUCUUUCUCAUAGUAAUUAGGUUAAAUUUUCACUUCAUCAGACUGUGUGCAUAUCCCUUUUCACCUGUUGUUACUUUGUUAGUGCCUAAGUUUCAUCAUCUCUGUCAUUAAUUAUUGUUAUUCCUCUCUUUCACCAUCUGAUGUUUCCGGGUCUUGAAUUAGAGGUAUUUGCAUUUUUGGGAGCAACAACUUGAGAAUGUAGGGUUUGGAGUAGGAAAUGAGGCUUUUAUAAAGAUGUGAAAUUUGCAGUGCAAAAAACUAAGUCUUGAUAACUGUGAUUGUUAGUUGUCACUGUAUUCAUUCAUUCUGUGCUAAAAAGCUGAGUAAUCAAAGGCUGAAUCUGGUUGGAGGACAAUAAUGAAGUCUGCUCUGCUGCUUUGACUUUUUCCAUGAGGGCCUUCUUUUUCUUUUUCCUUUUUUUUUUCUGGAUUUUUAUGGGUUGUAAGGACAGAGAGAUAAAAGUUUGAUUGUUUAGCUUAUCUGGAACAUUGUGGAUA